Messenger RNA from Dentiscutata erythropus, 273 nucleotides. The record is from the annotation of a GenBank genome assembly. NCBI's taxonomy places the organism in Eukaryota, Fungi, Glomeromycota, Glomeromycetes, Diversisporales, Gigasporaceae.
AUGGGUUUUCGUAUUUUCGUUUGUCUCUCGAUUCUUUUAUCUUUCUUCAUUACAACAGAAGUAUAUGGUCAUUGGUGCAUUGCCACGGCCACUUCUACACUUUCUCACACUAAAACAGUAUGCGGUAAAAGACAUCAUCGGCCAACUGGGCUUAUUUGUGGUCAUCCCGAGAAAAGACAUGUCCCAAGAUGCUCCUGGACAACAACUCGCACUGUUGCUACUGUUACCUGCACCCCGGUGUGUCAAGCACACAACCACUUGCACAAAGACUAA